Lodderomyces orthopsilosis Co 90-125 is the source of this 1098-nucleotide messenger RNA. RefSeq lists its product as uncharacterized. NCBI's taxonomy places the organism in Eukaryota, Fungi, Ascomycota, Pichiomycetes, Serinales, Debaryomycetaceae. The record is from RefSeq and is a predicted model, not a curated record. Bases 1 to 1098 code for a protein of 365 amino acids. The transcript has a single exon.
AUGUCAUUCAAUAGUAACAUGAAUAUUCCAACUCACAACAAGGGUUAUAAUGGCAACAUCUUCACCGCCAAUAGCUAUAUGAGCUCGGCAGCUGUAAAUUCAGGUAUUCCAAUGUCUACCAACUCGUCUCACCCUGGAUUACAAUACUUUCAUGCGUACCCACAACCACAACAAACAGCAUCGCUACAUCCACAACAAACAACUCAAGAUUACUACAAUACUUCUUCAGCGAACAAUCUUUCAUCUUGCUCAGCAUCAUCAACGGCUCCAACUUCAAUUUCUGACAUGCCAUUGCCCGGGCAGCAGCAGCAGCAACAACAACAACAACAACAAAUGUAUAAUCAGUCAGCAUCGAAGACGAUCAUGCCACAAAUGAUUUCAGGAACCGGAGCUUCAUCAAACCCACCUAUGCCACUUGAUUCUAAUAUUACUACCAAAUUCACCAACAAUGACAUACAAAUACUACGUCAAUUGCUCAUUGCAGGUGAGAAGUACAAGUGGAAACAAAUCACAAAAGAGAUUAACUCAUCAACAAACCAUACUCAACAUGUUAUGGCGGCAAUAAACAAGAAUCAACAACAUUUACAACAGUUUCAACACCUACAACAAAACAACCUUGCAUCGCAUCAGUAUCAACAUCAGCAUCAACAACAACAUCAACAACAUAUGCAUCAACAACCAUUACUGUAUGGUUAUCAGCAACAACAGCCACAUUUGUACAACAACAAUGUAAUGCACAAGUCAACCUCCUUGCAUCUGCCCUAUUUGUCGAAUUCAACCCAAGCUAAUUCAAUCCCAUCGCAUCGAUCACAAAAUAUUCCCCAUCAUGCAACACCAGCUUCGAUACUGCCACAUUCGAACUCCCAUUUACUGCAACAACAACCAACAGCAGUAACAACACCAAAUCCAGUUCCCUUGAAAAACGUGAGCCCUACUUUUGUAAUGAAACAAUAUCAACAAUUGCUCGGACUACCUAACAAUCUGGUUUAUUUUGGAACUUUGGGGUCGAGUUUACCUUAUGUUAUUGCUGCUAAUGGAUGGAGCGACAUUGAUCAAGAAGCGUAUAAUUAUCCAUUCAAUAUGGAUGAUGAGGAGUAG